AUGGUUCAGCAGGAUUGGUUAGAAGCGUUGAAGGGAGCCGCAACCAUGGAUGUUGCGUUAACGAGAAAGGAGAAAACGACUAUGGUAGAGAAAGCCCACAUCACCAUCUUAUUGAGCCUUGGUGAUAAGGUUCUCCGACAGGUUUCGAAAGAGACGACGACGAUGAGUUUGUGGUCGAAACUCGAAAGUUUGUACAAGACCAAAUCGCUGGUCAACCGCCUCUACCUAAAUCAAGCUAUAUUUUAUUCUUCACAGUUGUUUGAGUUUUCCAUGGCAAGUGAUACAAUCAUCAACAAAACCGAUCAUAUUGAAAACAAAGACAGACUAAGUGAUUUACCUGAUAGUGUUCUACUACACAUUCUCUCUUUUAUGAAAACAACUCAAUACGCCGUUCAAACUUGUAUUUUGUCCAAAAGAUGGAAGAAUUUGUGGAAACAAUUUUCCACUCUUACAUUACAUUCUGAGUGGUUUGAGACUCUUGAAUUUUUCAUCAAAUUUGUAUCCCACCUUUUGUUUCUUCGCGAUCAAGGAAUAGCACUACAUACUCUCAAAUUGUAUUUGUCUCAUCAACAAAGCAUAGAGCCUCACCUAUUCGAAAGGAUUUUGAAAUACGUUGUUCCAUGUAAUGUCAAGCGCUUAAUACUCCUCCUCAGAUGUGAUAUUCCGCACUUCCCGACUAGCUUAUUAUCAUGUCAAACUUUAACAUCUCUUGCCUUUUGUGUUUACCCUAGACUUUAUGGUAAACAGAAAAUAUUAUUUCCGAAUUCUCUCAAUUUGCCAUCAUUGACUAAAUUGGAUUUAGCAUUUGUCACGUUUAAUGGUGGAACAGAGCCUUUCUCGUCAUGUCCCCGGUUGACUAAGUUGAGGAUUAUAUGUUUUGAUAUUUUAGGUGAACAAAACUUAUGUAUAUCAAGUACAACACUUGUCAAAUUAACCUUACGAAUACAUUGUGAACCUAAGAACGGUAACACAAUUGAGUUAUAUACUCCGAGUCUUCGUACUUUUGCUUUUAUCGGUACUCCUUUUAAAAUGUUACAAGCGAGCCAGCUUAGUUCUGUUGAGCACAUAAAGAUUGAUGCAUAUUUUGGGAGACAUGACGCAGAGGCUCCUACAAUUCUACUUAGCUGGUUGCUAGAGCUUGCUAAUAUCAAAAUUUUAACCGUCUCUUCUAAUACUUUACAGGCUCUCUCCUUAGUUCCUGAUUUAUUGAAGGUCAAACUCCAUUCAUUGCGUAAUUUGAAGAAACUGAGAGUAAAAAUGAAAAAAAUUGACUAUGAAUUAUCCAAAGCACUGAUAAAAAGAAAUUUAGCGCAAAUGCCUGUUAUGUCUGAGGAAGAAGUUGCCAAGUUAAUAGUUGAGUUUUUUCUUCAAAACUCACCUUCAGUGGAAGUUUGUUAUCUAAGAGGUGAAAUGUGCAUUAGAAAAGAUGGUGUGAUUGAGCAAUUUUACCAAAUGAUGAUUGGAAUCAAGAGAAGUAUAGCACUAGAACAUUUUUGUUAA
Molecule: messenger RNA, 1500 nt
Organism: Vicia villosa (hairy vetch)
Lineage: Eukaryota; Viridiplantae; Streptophyta; Magnoliopsida; Fabales; Fabaceae
Product: F-box protein At1g60400-like
Exons: 4
Coding region: 1-1500 (499 amino acids)
Molecular function (GO): protein binding
Source: RefSeq, a predicted model, not a curated record